Messenger RNA from Cornus florida, 1566 nucleotides. RefSeq lists its product as uncharacterized. The transcript has a single exon. Bases 204 to 1256 code for a protein of 350 amino acids. Lineage: Eukaryota; Viridiplantae; Streptophyta; Magnoliopsida; Cornales; Cornaceae. The record is from RefSeq and is a predicted model, not a curated record.
UCUAUGGACCAUCAUGCACCCAACCCAACUUAUUAGAACACUCUCUCUCUCUCUCUCUCUCUCUCUACUUUUUUAUUACUCACAUUCUCUCCUUUCUUUAUUACGAGUAGGGUCACCUGCUCUGUGCUCAGCAAACUCCUUGGAAACCAAAGAAACUUCACACAUCCAACUCCUCUCUACAAUCCUCAUCUCUCUCUCUCGCAAUGGAGACCCCAAAAUUGAAAUUGAAACAAUCAAACCCCAUAAGCCCACAAACCCUAACACCCUGCAGCAGUGGAAGAAGAAGCAGCGAUUCAAAUUCGCCCGAAUUUGAGUUCUGGAUGGUCCGAAACCCUUCUUUCCCUCAACCCAAUCUCCUCUCCGCUGAUGAGUUGUUCGUUGACGGUAUCCUCCUCCCCCUCCACCUCCUCCACCGCCACAACACUGACGACCCACCUGAUUCACAUUCCGAGCCACCCAUAACAACCCCCAACUCAAACCCACCGCCCGAGUCAGAAAUUGGUUCGGGUCCCGAGUUGUCAACUGCAACGCCCGACUUAUCAACCACCGCAUUCACCGCUUCGAAGCGGUGGAUGGACAUAUUUAAGAAGAGCGAUAGAAAAGACUCACACAGCAACGACAAUGAUGAUAAGAAUAAAGACAAGAAGAAAGAGAAGAAGAGCGUUGGUGCUGGCAAGGGAGGAGCGAGCUCGGCGGAGCUGAAUAUAAAUAUAUGGCCUUUCUCGCGGAGUAGAUCCGCCGGGAACGGCGGUAAUAGGCCAAGAAUGGCGGCUGGAUCGGUGGCGACUCGGAAGGUGAGUAGUGCGCCGUGUUCUCGGAGCAACUCAGCGGGCGAGUCCAAGUCAAGGAAGUGGCCGAGUAGCCCGAGUAGAGGCGGGGUCCACUUGGGCCGGAGUAGCCCAGUUUGGCAGGUCCGGCGAGGAGGUUCCGCUGGAAGGAGCUUCGAGCCCAUGAUCCGAAAUGCGGAAAAAGGGGUUAGAAGAGAAGUAAACGAAACCCGCCGGAUUAAAUCCGCCGUAACCGGCGGAUCCGGUGGGGCUAAAGCUAGAGUUUUGAAUUUGAAUGUUCCGACGUGUAUUGGGUAUCGGCACCAUUUGAGUUGUAGAAGUGAUGGGAACAGUGCCGUUAGGGCUGUUGCAGCUCCCGCUGGCGGCAGUGGUGAUGGACAAAUCGGCGCAGGUGGUGUCUCCGGUGAUGUUGGACGUGGUGGUAAUUUGUUUAGCCUGCGCAGCCUCUUCACUAAGAAAGUGUAUUAGUAACCCCACGGCCAUCUAAUCUCUUGAUUAAUUAUUUGUAAUUUUUUUUUUUUUUUUUUUUUUUUUUUUUCUACUUCCGAUUCCUUUGUGCAAUACAGAAUUCUACUAGUUUAUUUAUUUACCUCAGGUAAAAGUAGUAGUAAAGUAAUUAAAGAGGAAGGUAGCUUUCUAACUCUCAGAAAGUUUAGUAAUACUUUUUAUUGUCUCUCACUCAUUGAAAAAGCCAUUCCAUUUACUCAUGAUUUUUUUAUAUAAUGUUAUUAACAUUUGGAUAAAAAAUAAUAUCUUCCGGUAGCCUUUUCCCUCUUCA